Messenger RNA from Clarias gariepinus (North African catfish), 1443 nucleotides. RefSeq names its product chemokine (C-C motif) receptor 7 (gene ccr7). Gene Ontology annotation, molecular function: chemokine (C-C motif) ligand 19 binding; chemokine (C-C motif) ligand 21 binding; C-C motif chemokine 19 receptor activity. Bases 76 to 1173 code for a protein of 365 amino acids. Lineage: Eukaryota; Metazoa; Chordata; Actinopteri; Siluriformes; Clariidae. Gene Ontology annotation, biological process: G protein-coupled receptor signaling pathway; immune response; chemotaxis. Gene Ontology annotation, cellular component: membrane. The record is from RefSeq and is a predicted model, not a curated record. The transcript has 3 exons.
AAAAAAAAACGUUUCUGAUCACUGCAUUCUAAGCAGAAGUGCGGCAGACGCCAGACACACGCUCAUUCAACAACAAUGGUCUCAUUCACGGUCGUAGGUCCCGUCCUGUUGAUGUGGUCUUGCCACUUUCAGACAAGUUGGUCCAAUGUGACGACUGAAUCCAUGACUGAAACAACUGACGAAGAUAUCACAUUUGAUUAUUCCAAAUUUGAGACGGUGUGUGAGAAAAAAUCCAAUCGAAACUUCAGAUCAUGGUUCCUACCAACCAUCUACAGCAUCAUCUGCAUCCUGGCUCUCCUAGGAAACUUCCUGGUCAUCCUGACUUAUGUCUAUUUCAAGCGGAUUAAGACAAUGACAGACAUCUUCCUGCUGAACCUAGCUGUAGCUGACCUGCUCUUCGCGGUAUCGUUGCCCUUCUGGGCCACCAGCAUCAUUACUGACUGGCUACUUGGAAGGCCUCUGUGCAAGAUGAUGUAUGCCAUCUACAAGAUCACCUUUAUCAGUGGCAUGUUCUUGUUGGCCUGCAUCAGCGUGGAUAGGUACUUCUCCAUCACCAAAGCUGUCUCCGCCCACCGCUGUCGUUCCAAUGCCAUUCACUAUGGACGCAUAUGUUCUCUGGUCACUUGGGUGGUUGCUGUGUUAUUCUCCUUGCCUGAGAUCAUUUACUCCGAUGUCAACUCCAACAACACCUGCGUGGCGUAUAUCAACGGGAAUCAGGAAGUCCGCUUCUCCAUGGUGGUCACUCAGAUGGCGCUGGGCUUUAUCGUGCCGGCACUCGUGAUGGUCUUCUGUUACAGCUGUAUCAUUAAAACCCUCAUUCAAGCCAGGAACUUUGAGAGAAAUAAAGCCCUAAAGGUGAUCUUUGCCGUCGUGGCCGUGUUCAUCCUCAGCCAGCUGCCGUAUAACGUGGUGAUGGGACUGAGCACUAACAAAACCACGGAGUGUAACUACGAUAAUGGGCUCCUUUAUGCCAUGGAUAUAUGCCAAGGCAUCGCUUUCCUGCGCUGCUGUGUGAACCCCUUCCUGUACGCUUUCAUUGGAGUGAAGUUUCGCAAUGAUCUGCUUAAACUGUUCAAGGUUCUGGGCUUCUCGACUCCCAGACAUGUCAUAUACUCCGGUAAGAGAAAAUCCUCUGCCGGGCUCGAAACUGACACCACUUCAUUUUCCCCAUGAGCCAGUGACUUUUCAUUCUUUUAAUAUAUUUGCUUUAUUGCUUCUAUAUUAACAAUUGUGGUAAAUUCUGUACAUUAAUUCUUUCCUUUUUUCCAUUAUGUGCUUACUUAACAUUUUUUUCUUAACUACUAUAUUAAAAAAAAAAAUCAGACUUUUUCAACUCUUAUCUUCUACAUGAAGUGCAUUAUUAUGUGUAUAAAUAAGAACACAUGUCUCUGUCCCAAUAUUUUACAAUGUUGAAAAUACAGAAUAAACAUCUUUUGAACCAAA